GCUCACGCGCCGCUCUGAGAGCUGAGUCUGAACUAGUUUGAGGAAGGAGGUAACAGAAAGUCCUUUGACUACUUUAAACAGCUUGUUGAAACAAGUACUUUUAAUUGUAAAAUAAGUACAAAAGUAACUAUUUAACGUGCGUAAUGGCUGAGAAGGUAGAUAUUGAUAUGAAGGCAGUGAACGGCGAGCCCCUAGCUAAUGGACUGGGCAUCCACAAGAAGACCGGCCGGGAGUCGCUGUCCGAACGGGUGCUCAGAAUCGUUCGGGCCAACUUGCUGGUGAUUCUCACCGUGGCCGGCGUCAUCAUCGGUGUAUUUAUUGGACUUGGGGUCCGCAACGUGGGACUGACAAAGACGCAGGAGAUUUACAUUGGGUUCCCAGGGGAGAUCCUCAUUCGACUCCUGAAGAUGAUCAUCAUCCCCCUGGUUGUGUGCAGUUUGGUGUCCGGAGCCGCCAGCAUUGAUCCCAAAGCACUGGGGAAACUUGGCGGCUGGGCCAUGCUCUUCUUCCUGGUCACCACGCUUAUCGCAUCAUCGAUCGGUGUCGUGAUGGCUUUUAUAAUCAAGCCAGGCGCCGUCGACAAACCCCCGAAGAUGGAUGGGUUGAGCGAAGAUAUGCCACCUCCUAAAGAAGUUAUAGACUCCUUCUUGGAUUUGAUCAGAAACAUCUUCCCUUCCAACCUGGUGUCUGCUGCCUUUCAGUCGUAUGCCACCUCCUACAAGCUGGUUAAAAUGAACGGCACAGACGGGAACCUUAACUUCACAGUGGAGAAGGUGCCCACUGGAACAGACCAAGAUGGCAUGAAUAUUCUCGGUCUGGUGGUGUUUGCCAUUGUGUUUGGUAUUGCGUUGAGGAAGCUGGGUGAGGAAGGAGAAAUCCUGAUCAAGUUCUUCAACUCCUUCAACGAGGCCACCAUGGUGCUGGUCUCCUGGAUCAUGUGGUACGCCCCUUUUGGUAUCAUGUUCCUUGUUGCCGGUAAGAUUGUGGAAAUGGAUGACGUUGGCAAACUAUUUGCCAGUUUGGGAAAAUACAUAGCCUGCUGCAUUAUUGGCCACGCCAUCCACGGCUUACUGGUGCUGCCGGCCAUCUACUUCCUCUUCACGAGGAAGAACCCGUACACCUUCCUGUGGGGGAUCUUCACAGCGCUGGCAACUGCUUUCGGAACAAGCUCCAGCUCUGCCACGCUGCCCCUCAUGAUGAAGUGCGUGGAGGAGAAAAACGGCGUUUCCAAGCACAUCAGCCGCUUCAUCCUGCCCAUCGGUGCAACGGUCAACAUGGACGGAGCCGCUCUCUUUCAGUGUGUGGCUGCGGUUUUUAUUGCCCAGCUGAAUGACACAAGGCUCAACUUCAUCCAAGUCAUAACCAUCCUUGUGACGGCAACAGCGUCCAGUGUUGGAGCGGCCGGUAUUCCAGCAGGUGGGGUGCUGACAUUAGCCAUCAUCCUGGAGGCGAUAGGACUACCAACCACUGACAUCUCUCUCAUCCUGGCUGUUGACUGGGUCGUUGAUCGUACCUGCACUGUGCUGAACGUGGAGGGCGAUGCGUUUGGAGCUGGACUCCUGCAGUUCUACGUGGACCGCAACGCCAAACACGAAGGAGAAGUGGAGCUGAGCGAUGUCAGGAUGGAUUCGUCUGCUGCCAUCCCUGAGCAAUCACCGCUCAUAGACAAACGAGGUUUGGAGGACAGUUCAGAACGUGCUAAGGUGGUUCAUUCCCAGGAUAAGGAAUCAGCCAUGUAAUCGUGCUAAUGAAACAAUCAAUGACUUUCUAGACGGAUCUGACACUUCUGUAAGCUGAAACCUAAGGUUCAAGCCCCCACUUUCCUUUUCUGCCUUGGAGAGAAGAGUGUAAGGUCGAGAGGACGGACGUGCGCGCUACAACGCAGAUGAAACACCCUGAACACGAUACUUUUCUGCAGGGCAGCUAAAAUCAUACAGGAUCUUUCAAAAACCAUCCAUGGGGGGUUGUUCUCUUUCUAGGGAGCUGUUGGUCUACAUUAGACAGAUUUCUAUGCAUGGAGUUGGUCCGGAUCAACUUUAAAGUCAGAAUGUCUGUGACAUCGUCGUGUACAUCUAUCUCAGAUGUUCCUCAGUCACCUAACGGUUUUGUCAUGUGGCUAGUGUAGACUAACUAACUAAAUAAUAAAUAUAGUAUACCGUAUAUAGAAAUAUAAAUUCAACUGCUUUUAAAGCUUUGGUAAUUGUGUCACUGCUUCUGACACGACGUAGAAAUCAUGGACAUUUCUGACUUUAAAUGUUAAUGAAAAUCCCUUUAGAGUCCGUUUUGCUCGGUUCCUCCACGGCUUCCAUAGUCAACAUACGGAAUCUGCUGGACCUAAAUGGGUCGGGUUCUGUUUGUUUCAGUCUUUUAUGUGACAAUUUUGUCAGUUCUGAUCUUACUUGUGAAAUUUAAGCAAGUGGGAUUGUUAGAUUUUUCAGAAAAGUUUUUAGGCAAAAUGAGUUAUUUUCAUGCAGGUUUCAUUAAAUGUUCUAUUUAAACUAAAUGCACAUAAAAAAAAGUACAUUUGGGCAGAUGAAAGUGCAGUUCUAAGCUGAAACAAGCAUGAAACUGAUAUAAAUCGAGGUACAAUAGAUCCAUUGUGUUUAUAAAAUCCUUUUUAUACAGUUCUAUGGCUUUUUUGCUCUUUAUUAAUCAAAUGUGACCAAUACCCUGUGACCAAUCAUUUAAGUAGUUAUUUAUUUUUUCUUCUAGCAGAUAAUGGGCUUGUUUUUGCACUUUUCAAAGUGCCACAUAUGCAGUAAUUCGAGCAAGUGUUGAAAAGCCAAAUCUAUUUUCUAAAAAACAACACCGAUGUAAAGAUGGACCCAAUGACUUCAUCAGAAUCCCCCAAAAGUAAACUAGUAUGAAAGUGCAGCUGCUGAUGGUUGUUGAGGCAUUCAACUCGUGCCAUUGUUUAUUCUGACCAUCAUAAUUCUGAAACGCAGUACAGAAGCGUAGCUGGAGAAGUAAGAAAGUAGCAGUUUUACAGCAAGGUCUGUAAAAGUAUCUGGUUUCUAGUAUAAGUGGAACAUUUUAUUGUCUUGCUGGUAAGAACCAAAGGUACACGAUCAUAUCUGCACUAUAGAGCAUCAAACUAUUUUUGAUUUGUUUGGUGUUGAUUCUCAAUAGUUAAAUGCUUGUAGUUGCCUCAUAUGCAGAUUUUAAUAUAUAAGAUCCUUAGGCUGUGCAAUAAUGCCUAUCCUGGUGAAAUGCAAAUCUCGCAUAGAUGUACUUUAUCAUUUUUGCCGUACACCUGCAUGAAAAUGGCCAUCAAAAAUUUAUGGGGAGAAAAAGCACAAAGAUUAGAUUUUUUUUCUUUUCCUUUUUUUUAUUUUUAAUUUAACUUGACAGGUGUGUGUGUGUGUGUGUGUUGAAAGUUGUUUUUUUAGCGUGUUCUUGGUUCUUUAAAUGUUCUCUGCCUUUCCCAUGUUAAACAGUAACAGCAACAGUACUGCUAUUUUGCUCAAAAGGACACCAAAUGAAAUUAUAGCCUCAUUGUUGGCUCAAGGAUGAAUGAAGGACUGGUUUCUGCCUUUGGAUUCUCAUGGCCUCAGGUUUGACCUUUCUCCUGUUCAACUGUUUUUAAAUGCUGAGACCAAAAAUCAGUCAGCCGAAUGAAGGAGACGGCUGAACUCUGGACACCAAAUGGCUUUAUGUCAUCUCCCUUGUGCAUGUUGUUGCCUCCAUGUUUAAAGAAGGUAUAAAUAGGUUUUAAGGCACAGUGAUGAUUGUGAUGCUAUAACACGUGUUAUAAAUACUGUAAAUGUCAUGCAAGUGUCACAUUACUUCCACUGCAUGUUUGUGUUCACAUGAUUGUGAUUGCAGUCCUGCCUUGGAACUGAGUUUGUCGGGAGUUUUAUUUAUUUUAAUCAAAAGUCCCAAAGAGGGUUUUAGCCAUGCUGGUAAAUCCAAAAAUGUAUUUCCCUUUUUUUUAAAUCUUCUCGUAACUGGACGGCGUCUGACAAUGUUUGUUUUUCUUUUCCUUCUUUGCUCCAGAUUCUAAUUUAAACGUUUUUUGUUCAACAGGUUGUUGAAUUUGUACACUGAAGUAAUUGUUUUUUUUUCCUGCCACAAAUGAACACUUCAUAGUCCCAUUUCUGAAGACCAUCUGUUAGUCUCAUCAUUUCUUCUGUGAAUUUGUGGAAAAACUGCAAAAUUACAAAUAGUUUCAUAAAAUUGUAAAAAAAUGUUAAAGUUCCUUUCUGAAAUCUCACACGUGGAUGCCUGCUGUAGUCGUAUGAUUUGUAUUUGCUUUUAAUGGCUGCAUAGUUUUUACAAUGAGGCUAUUAUGUAAAACUGGGUUAUGUUUAGAAAUAAAAAAGUCUUUUUGUAUAAAA
Molecule: messenger RNA, 4337 nt
Organism: Nothobranchius furzeri (turquoise killifish)
Lineage: Eukaryota; Metazoa; Chordata; Actinopteri; Cyprinodontiformes; Nothobranchiidae
Gene: slc1a5
Product: solute carrier family 1 member 5
Biological process (GO): L-aspartate import across plasma membrane
Cellular component (GO): plasma membrane
Molecular function (GO): symporter activity; neutral L-amino acid transmembrane transporter activity; L-aspartate transmembrane transporter activity
Source: RefSeq, a predicted model, not a curated record